AUGUCUGCUAUGACAGGCCCAAGAUCGCCUACUUCGCCGUGGCCUCAAGAGUCCCCAAGCCUCCAGCUUCCUCCCGCAACACCCUUCUUCUCCUUGUGCGACAAUCGCCCAUCUCCGUUUAAUCCCAAUGUCGGUUCCCAGAAUGCGUCGGACUGCUCGGGCCCCAGCUACUUCGCCCUCGGCGUCGACCACUCGAACAAUACGAGAAACUCUCGGGAUCCGCUGCCCUCUGGUCAGGCGUCAGUAUCCAGUCCGAAACCUCAGAUUCUAUCACAGAGAAAUGUGCUCGAGAGUUACAUGAGCCCUACGAACAAAGGACCGGUAGUCGGGGAACGCGGAGGCUUUCCUCUUUAUACACUGACCGUGGGCAACAACGUCGAAAAUAAGAGCCCAACUUCUGAUCUUCGCAAAGCCACGGCGUCAUCAACAGCACAGGCGAGUAGUCUGUUUGUCUCACCAGAGCGCUUCGCAGAGCUUCUUCAAUCACCUCAGUACGGACUUUUGACAUUCGAUGUUCGACCGUAUACUCACUUCGCCAAGGCGCAUGUCAAGGAUGCGCUGAAUCUCUGUAUCCCCACGACUCUUCUCAAGCGACCCUCGUUCAAUACGCAAAAGUUGGCCAACACAUUCACCAAUGACGGUGACAAGGCGAAGUUUGCCCAAUGGCACUCUUGUGAAUUUAUCAUCGUUUACGAUGCAACGACAUCUGAAAUGAAGGAUGCCGCCCCUUUGGCCAACGUUCUAAGGAAAUUCUCCAUCGAAGGCUGGGGUGGGAAGGGGCUGAUCUUGCGUGGAGGGCUCAACGAAUUCUCCCGCAAAUUCCCUUCUCUCGUCCAGCAGCAGCAGACAUCACCAUCCGGUGUCAAAAAACCUUUCUUGCCCAAGUUGGAUCUUCCGUCAGCUGCGCCUGUCGCCGGUGGGUGUGCUUUACCAGAUGCAUCCCACCCAGCGAUACCUUUCUUUGGCAAUAUCCGGCAACAUAUGGACCUCCUGGGUGGGGUAGGACAGAUCCCCCUCCAGCUUCCAAACAACUUGACAGAAUCCAGGAAGCACGCAUUGCCUCUGUGGUUACGCAGGGCCGCUGAUGAUAGAGACAAAGGACGCAACGUCUCUGAGAAAUUCUUAGAGCUCGAGAAGAAUGAACUAGAGCGCAUGAAACAGGCACUGUCGUACGAGAAGUCGGCAGAUGCCUCGUUAGUUGGAGCCUCGGGAAAGUUCCGCGUUGCAGGCAUUGAAAAGGGCUCCAAAAACCGAUACAACGACAUCUACCCGUUCGACCACUCUCGAGUCAAGCUGCAGGAUGUAUCCCCCAAUGGCUGUGACUACGUGAAUGCCAGUUUCUUGAAGGCGGAGUACAGUGAUAAGCGUUAUAUAGCCACCCAGGCACCGGUGCCGGACACGUUUACCGACUUUUGGCGUGUCGUUUGGGAGCAGGAUGUGAGGCUUAUCGUUUCCCUCACUGCAGAAGUAGAAAGAGGCCAGACCAAGUGUCACCCAUACUGGGUUUCCGGGAACUAUGGCCCUUUUCAGGUCAACAAUUUCUCUCAGAAAUACAUCUAUCUGAAUUCUCCUGGCAUGCAGCAGGUGGAUUCUGGACCAGACCCAUCCUUGGCAGCAACCAAUGAGGACUCCAGCAACCCCUGCAUCAUAGUGAGACACUUUGGCCUAUCACAUUCGGCUUUCCCUUUCCAGCCGUUGCGUGAGGUGAUGCAACUCCAAUAUCCAUACUGGCCUGAUUUCGGAACGACAUCGCAGCCCUCUCAUCUGGUCCGACUGGUCGAGCAGUGCGAUAGGAUGAGGAAUGUAACGGCCACAACGCCCUGCGGCGACUGUGGCUCAAGACCUGAAAUGCAGAGGCCAGUCUUGGUACAUUGCAGUGCAGGCUGUGGACGCACUGGUACCUUCUGUACCGUGGACAGUGUGAUGGACAUGCUGGGCCGGCAACGUACUAGGAAGGUGGCGUGUCCGAGGUGUGCUUCCAGUGGUGAAACCUGCCACGACGGAUGGAUGCAGGAUGAAAACUCCGACCUUAUUGCGAAGACCGUCUCCGAUUUCCGCACGCAGCGCCCCAGCAUGGUUCAGAACUUGAGCCAAUUCGUACUAUGUUAUGAGAGUGUCUUGGAAUGGAUCACCUCUCAAAUGCGGGGAGAGACUGACUCGCACCGAUGA
This is a messenger RNA of Aspergillus terreus NIH2624, 2169 nucleotides long. RefSeq names its product putative protein tyrosine phosphatase (Pyp1) (gene ptpA). NCBI's taxonomy places the organism in Eukaryota, Fungi, Ascomycota, Eurotiomycetes, Eurotiales, Aspergillaceae. The record is from RefSeq and is a predicted model, not a curated record. Gene Ontology annotation, molecular function: protein tyrosine phosphatase activity. The transcript has 2 exons. Gene Ontology annotation, biological process: protein dephosphorylation. Bases 1 to 2169 code for a protein of 722 amino acids.